CAAUCUACAACUGGGGCGGCCCCAUCAUCAAGUGUGAUCACUGCUGGCGCAGCACCAAUCAAGAACAAGAUCAAGGCCAAGGCCACCACCAACAUGGUGGCAACAGCAUAUCCAGCAGCAUGGAACUCAUACCUGACACCAGUGGGGCCCAAGACAGGUGGGGCCGGCCUCAAGAGCAGCACUAAGGGGAGCCCCUCACAACACACAAAGGGCGAGGACGUCCAGCUCUGGAUUGAGAAGGUCAAGCUGCGGGGAGCGCAAGUGGGAUGGGACUCUGCCACCGUGCUGGCGCAAGCGUCGGCCGCGCUGGAGGGUGCCAUGGUGCUAUGGCUCCACAUGGUGGAGCCGGAGGUGAUGUUCCAGUUUGACUGGUUUGAAUCUGAGCUCAUGCAUGCCUUCUUGCUGUUCACUUGGGUGGAGCUCUUCAAGGAGUACCUUGCAUGUAUGCAGAGCAAGAGUGAGAAUGUCCAUCCAUUCUACUUCCACCUCUUGCUCCUCCAGAAGCAUGCAGGACUGGCAGAUCCAGAUCUUCUGUCAUUGCAGUUCUGCAAAGGGCUGAAGGCCAACAUCCACAAGGGUGUCAACCUCUUGCCAAGCAGCAUGCCACUGGUGGACCUACUGGAGUGGGCAGUGGAGGUGGAAUCAUGGCUGAAGACCAACCCCAGCUGUGUGACGCUGGUGGUGGCCAUCGCUGAGGAGAGACUGGGCAGCCUCAAAGGGCUGCAAGGACAGCAUGUUGGGGUGGACAUUGCAGACCUGUGCAACAGCAUCUGGGAC
Messenger RNA from Acanthamoeba castellanii str. Neff, 777 nucleotides. RefSeq lists its product as uncharacterized. The transcript is spliced from 2 exons. The annotation marks the transcript as partial. The record is from RefSeq and is a predicted model, not a curated record. NCBI's taxonomy places the organism in Eukaryota, Discosea, Longamoebia, Acanthamoebidae.